AUGAAGGUCUUCUUCUACAUCUACACCCUCGUGGCCGCCGUCGCCGCCACCGCGAUGGCCACCACUUCUGAGCGCAACCCUCGCCCCUUCAACACCACGCUCAGGGCCAACGCGACCGAGAUCCUCGCCGCCAACGGCAUCUGGGCCCCCAACGUCGCUGCCUUCGCGGCGGGCGACUUCAACGUCGACGGCGUCAACUUCACCGCCGAGGAGGAGAAGUUCAGCCGGUCCGGCCUCGACAUCAACGACCUCGUCCAGGUCCGCAUCGACAGCAGCGCACUCAUGGCCACCGUCGUUGGCGACGGCGGAGGAGGAGGCAUCGUCGGCUCCGAGAAGGGCCAGUGCGAUGAUUGCGCGACCAUCUGCGAGCAGCAAGACUUCUGCGACCCCUGUUGCGAACCGCCAUCCUGUGGUUGA
This is a messenger RNA of Diaporthe citri, 417 nucleotides long. RefSeq lists its product as uncharacterized. NCBI's taxonomy places the organism in Eukaryota, Fungi, Ascomycota, Sordariomycetes, Diaporthales, Diaporthaceae. The record is from RefSeq and is a predicted model, not a curated record. The transcript is spliced from 2 exons. The coding region runs from base 1 to 417 and encodes 138 amino acids.